UAUCAAGAAAUUUUCGCAUCACGCUUCACAAUUCACCAAUAAAAACCAGAAAAUAAGCAUUUGGUUGUUUCACUAGGUAGCGCUCAAGAACAUUCAAGAUUUUCAUCUCUCUUCAUUCAAUCAACACUUACAUUGAUUCAAUGGCGUCAUCGAAUUCACCCUGUGCAGCGUGCAAGUUUCUCCGCCGAAAGUGCACACAAGAAUGCGACUUCGCCCCCUAUUUUCUCCCCGAAAAUCCACAGCGAUUCGCGAAUGUGCACCGUGUCUUCGGCGCAAGCAAUGUGGCUAAGCUCUUAAAAGAGCUUAACGUGGCUGACCGCGAAGACGCGGUGAGAUCUUUAGCUUACGAGGCGGAGUCUCGUUUGAAAGAUCCUAUCUAUGGCUGCGUUGGUUUGAUCUCGGCUCUCCAACAGCGUCUUCGGGAGGUUCAAACUGAACUGGCUGUUGCAAAAAAGGAGUUGUCCAGUUACAAUUCUAAUCCUCAAGCUAUGCAGUUCUUGUUUGGGAAUCCUGGUGCGGGGUUACAGCAGCAUCAACAGUGGAAUAACUCACAAUUUGCAGGUGUUGCUAAUGCGAACUACUCGUAUAAUUUUCCGCAUGAGAUGCUUGGAGGAGCGGGGAUGGUUACUCGCGAUGUUCAGCAAGAACAAGAGCUUCUUGAAGCUCAGCAGAUAGUUGCCUCUCAGCAAGAUUAUUUGCUUAGAUUUAGCGGCCUUCAUGUAGGUGGCAGUGGUGGUGGUACUGCUGUUGUUUCUGGUCAUGCUGAUAUGGCUCAUUCGUUGGGUAUAGGAAGCUUUGAAAAUGGAGGUAGCGGCGGAGGAAGUAGCAGCGGCUGUGGUUAUUAUCAGAUUCAGCAACAACAACAGGGAGAGCCACAACAGCAACACCAGGAUUAUAAUCCUCAUGUUGGUGUUGCUGCUGCGGUGAAUCAAACUGAGACGCCGGGUCUGUUAUCUCCUCAGAAUCAGGAGAAUGGUGGUGAGGAUGGUAGGAGUGCUGGUAGCACUCAUCGUUCUAGUUGAUUUUUCAUUUAUUGUUUUGUUUCUUUUGUGAGAUUUCAGAAUAUUGGUUAUUGUUGACAUGUGAAUACGAGGACAUAGCAUAUCUUUGGUCUUAUAAAUAUAUAGUAUAUGAAUGCAUCUGAAUAAAGACGAGGUUUAUGUAUUUUUGUUUUCUAUGUUUCGUUGGAUGUGUCUUCUCUACUUGUUGGUGGAGUAUGUACCAAUUAGUUAGUGAUAUUUGUGCCAGCUGAUAUGGGGAUGUUGUGCAACUAUCUAGUGUUGAAUUCGUAUUUAGUAACCAUU
This is a messenger RNA of Lathyrus oleraceus (garden pea), 1304 nucleotides long. RefSeq names its product protein ASYMMETRIC LEAVES 2. Bases 141 to 1022 code for a protein of 293 amino acids. The transcript is spliced from 2 exons. The record is from RefSeq and is a predicted model, not a curated record. NCBI's taxonomy places the organism in Eukaryota, Viridiplantae, Streptophyta, Magnoliopsida, Fabales, Fabaceae.